This is a messenger RNA of Carya illinoinensis, 1816 nucleotides long. RefSeq names its product berberine bridge enzyme-like 21. Lineage: Eukaryota; Viridiplantae; Streptophyta; Magnoliopsida; Fagales; Juglandaceae. The transcript has a single exon. The record is from RefSeq and is a predicted model, not a curated record. Bases 35 to 1657 code for a protein of 540 amino acids. Gene Ontology annotation, molecular function: FAD binding; oxidoreductase activity.
CAAAUUCAAAGCAAAUAGACAUAUAUAGUCACAAAUGGGACAUUCAAGUCCGUUGCCGCAUCUAUCUAUACCGCUAAUAUUUCCUCUCAUUCUUCUGCUUCUCCAUAUCUCGGCUUCAUGGGCAGCCCCAGAUCCAGUCUAUACCUCCUUUGUUCAAUGCUUCUCAGCCCGAACAAAGCAACCAAGCCUAAUCUCCCAGAUUGUUUAUGCUCAAAACAAUCCUUCCUACACAUCCGUCCUACGUGCCUACAUUCGCAAUGCACGGUUCAACACCACGUCCACGCCAAAACCUGUCAUCAUUGUGACCCCAACACAGGAAUCCCACGUCCAAGCCUCCGUGCUUUGCUCCAAGCAAAGUGGCAUUCGUAUCAGAAUCCGCAGCGGUGGCCAUGACUAUGAGGGCGUCUCGUACGUCUCCCAAGAGCCAUAUAUCAUCCUCGAUAUGUUCAACCUUCGAUCGGUUGCAGUCGAUAUGAAAGAACAGACUGCUUGGGUACAAGCCGGCGCCACAAUCGGAGAACUCUACUAUAGAAUAUCAGAGAAGAGCAAAGUGCAUGGCUUUCCGUCGGCGGUUUGUCCCACUGUUGGUGUUGGUGGGAACUUAUGCGGUGGUGGGUACGGUUUCAUGUUGCGGAAAUACGGAACAACGGCGGAUAAUAUCCUCGAUGCGAAAAUGGUGGACGUCAAUGGUAGAAUCCUUGAUAGGAAUUCGAUGGGGGAAGAUCUUUUUUGGGCCCUUAGAGGAGGAGGAGGAGCAAGCUUUGGUGUUAUCCUUGCAUACAAAAUAAAUUUGGUUGCAGUUCCGCCAAAGGUUACAGUUUUCCGGGUUGAGAGGACCUUGGAAGAGAGUGCGACCGACAUUGUUUAUCGAUGGCAACAUGUCGCGCCAAACACGGACGAAAACCUUUUCAUGAGGAUGCUCAUACAACCCGUGACAUCCCCGGUGAAGAAGGGGGAGAUGACAAUCAGAGCUUCGAUUGUCGCAUUAUUUCUUGGUACAGCAGACGAUGUUGUCGCAUUGCUAGGGAAGGAAUUUCCUGAACUAGGUUUGAAGAAGGAAGAUACCAGGGAAAUGAGUUGGAUCGAAUCUAUUGUGUGGGUUUACAAUGGCAACGUGACGUCCCCCAACGUCCUGCUCAAUCGAGAACCUGACUCGGCGACCUUUGGGAAGAGGAAAUCAGAUUAUGUGCAGACCCCGAUUCCAAAAGAUGGGUUGGAAGGGCUAUGGAAGAGGAUGAUUGAGAUUGGAGAGACUGGACUGGCUUUCAAUCCCUAUGGCGGAAAAAUGAGCCAAAUCCCUGCUUCUGCUGUACCAUUUCCACACCGUGCCGGAAAUCUGUUCAAAAUCCAAUACUCCGUAAACUGGAAAGACGGUGGAAUUGAGGCAGAAAAUAAUUUCACAGCUCAGGCAAAGAACCUUUACGGUUACAUGACCCCAUUUGUGUCAAAGAACCCAAGGAGUGCAUUUCUAAACUAUAGAGACCUUGACAUUGGGAUUAAUCACCAUGGUAAUAAUAGCUAUGAAGAAGGGAAGGUUUAUGGAACCAUGUAUUUCCAUGAGAACUUUGAUAGGUUGGUGAAGGUUAAGACUGAAGUUGAUCCAGAGAAUUUCUUCAGAAAUGAGCAGAGCAUCCCACCUCUUCCUCGUAAGGCUUAAGAAAUCUUAUUGUGAAAUUACAUAUUGUUGAGAUUGUCUCGAUGAGAUGGGAGUAUUUCAGUGCCGAAAUAACCUAGUGGUUUGCUACCAUGAGUGGACGGAUGUACAAGAGUUUUCUGUUUUGGUUGUCCGUAGCUAGAAUGUAAAAGAUCUCUUUGC